UAAGCAUCUAACCCAAGCAACCAAAAAUAGGUUAAAAAAAAAAAACAAAGCUGUGGUGACAAACAUUUUGUGAGUGUGAAAAGUGAGAGGAAUUAAGGAAGAAUGAGUGGGAAACAGGGAAGAAGCAGUGCAGUAGUAGGAGUAGGAGUUAUUGUAGUGGUUUUGAGUGUGUUUCUUUCUUGUGUGAGUACUACUAUUGAAGGUGCUACCUAUGUUGUUGGUGAUACCUCUGGCUGGACUUAUAAUGUUCAGAGUUGGACCAAAGGCAAGAAAUUCAAAGCUGGAGAUGUACUUGUUUUCAACUAUGAUCCAAACCUACACAACGUGGCAGUAGUGGACUCGAAUGGGUACAAAGGUUGUUCUUCAAGUUCUAAUAAGUCUAAUAAUAAUAAGGCUUAUUCCACUGGAAAAGAUCAGUUGAAAUUAUCUAAGGGACCAAACUACUUCAUUUGCAGCAUUCCUGGCCACUGCCCAGGUGGACUCAAGCUUUUCAUCAACGCUUCCUAAAUUAUUAUAUAUAUAAAAAUAUAUAUUAUGGUAUGGUGUAAGAUCUAGUAAGAGAGAGGUUUUCAUAUAUGUGACUAUAAUAUAUAUAUAAUAAUGUUUAAUAUUAUGUUUGUGUCCAACUGUGAUUUUGGACUCUCUGGCUAUGUGUAAAAAUUUUAAUGCUGUUAUAUAUAGUAAUAAUAAUAAAAAUAAUUUACUAGCCUAAGCAUCAA
Messenger RNA from Cannabis sativa, 719 nucleotides. Its product is annotated as basic blue protein. The transcript has 2 exons. Gene Ontology annotation, cellular component: plasma membrane. The record is from RefSeq and is a predicted model, not a curated record. NCBI's taxonomy places the organism in Eukaryota, Viridiplantae, Streptophyta, Magnoliopsida, Rosales, Cannabaceae. The coding region runs from base 103 to 507 and encodes 134 amino acids. Gene Ontology annotation, molecular function: electron transfer activity.